Messenger RNA from Drosophila suzukii, 621 nucleotides. RefSeq lists its product as uncharacterized. NCBI's taxonomy places the organism in Eukaryota, Metazoa, Arthropoda, Insecta, Diptera, Drosophilidae. The record is from RefSeq and is a predicted model, not a curated record.
AUUUUCCAUAUGGAUUUUAGCAGGAAUUCGCUGUUGAUAAUGGCCUAUGCCAUAGGUUGUUUCGAUCUGGUCAGCGCCUUGCUUUUUUCCAUGGUCAGUUUCAAGACGAUCUGUGAACAUCUGAGUUGGCUGACAAUAUUUGCGGUAAUUUUUGGACUUUUCUGGAUAUCGAUGAUUCUGAUGCUCCUGCUUGGCAUUCAUAAGCGCAAUCCCAGAUGCGUUCGUGCCUGGAUUAUAUUCUCCUGCCUUGGCAUCCUGGUGGAGAUGUGCCUGAUUUUGUAUGCCGUUUUCAACGAGAGCUCUUUCCAAACGGGUCUGGUCAAAAAUGGAUUAUUGCUGCUCCUCGGAUUGGUUGUUGAGUGCAUUUUCCUUUACAUUGUUCAACGAUUUUACGUGGCUCUGGCCUUUUGUCAGGCCUGUCACAAGGCUAUAACCUCGAAAGUGGCACAAGAAAAUCAAACUUACCCGGAAACCAACCGCCAACGUCAAUAUAAUAACAAUUAUCAGCCCAAAAGAUAUCCACAAAUACAACAUCCCAGGGGAAAAAUAGUGCAUAACACCCCAUCACAUCCCAUGAAACUGAGUUUUUAUAGAUCUUCUGAGAGCAGUUCGUCUCCAUAA